This is a messenger RNA of Tachyglossus aculeatus (Australian echidna), 9817 nucleotides long. RefSeq names its product syntaxin binding protein 5 like (gene STXBP5L). Gene Ontology annotation, molecular function: myosin II binding; GTPase activator activity; syntaxin binding. Gene Ontology annotation, cellular component: plasma membrane; SNARE complex; cytoplasm. The record is from RefSeq and is a predicted model, not a curated record. The transcript is spliced from 29 exons. Gene Ontology annotation, biological process: regulation of protein secretion; regulation of exocytosis. NCBI's taxonomy places the organism in Eukaryota, Metazoa, Chordata, Mammalia, Monotremata, Tachyglossidae. Bases 2041 to 5772 code for a protein of 1243 amino acids.
CCGGGCCGGACGGGACCGGACGGGACCCCCAGGACCCCCGCCUGCCGCCCCGGGGGGCGGGGGGAUUAUGGAAGCGCCGCGGGGAUGGAGAUGCCGGGAACCAUGACAACGCCUUUCCCUCCCGCCGCCGGUCCCUCCCCGCAGGCGCUGCCCUAGACCCCCGGCACCGGACCGGGACCGGGACCGGGACCGAACCGAACCGACCCCAGGACCGGGCGCCGAGCCGGGCCACACGGGCACACACACACGCCAAGGGCCCUCCCUGGUGACUUGUCGCUUCGGGGGUUGGCUCCCCCUUUUUAUUUUCUUUCACUUCGGACCUCUCUUUGGGGGCUUGCACCUCUUUUUUAUUUUACACACACACUUCAGGCCUCUUCUUGGGGCUAUUCUCUUUUUUUAUUUUAUUUUACACGCACACACUUAGGGCCUCUUCUUGGGGCUAUUCUCUUUGGGGGUUUGCACCUCUUUUUUAUUUUAUUUUACACACACACACUUCGGGCCUCUCCUUGUGGCUAUUCUCUUUGGGGGCUUGCACCUCUUUUUUAUUUUACACAUACACUUCGGGCCCCUUCUUGUGGCUUUUCCCUUUGGGGGUCUGCUCCCCUGUUUUAUUUUAUUUUACACACACACACUUCGGGCUUCUCCUUGUGGCUUUUCGCUUUGGGGGCUUGCUCCCAUUUUUAUUUCCUUUUGCACACACACACUUCGGUCCUCUUCUUGUGGCUUUUCUCUUUGGGGGUUUGCUCCCCUUUUUUAUUUUAUUUUACACACACACUUCGGGCCUCUCCUUGUGGCUUUUGGCUUUGGGGGUUUGCUCCCCUUUUUUAUUUAACUUUACACACACACACUUCGGGCCUUUCCUGGUGUCUUUUCGCUUUGGGGGUCUGCUCCCCUUUUUAUUUUUAUUUUAUUUUACACACACAUUUCGGGCCUCUCCUUGUGGCGUUUGGGUUUGGGGGUUUGCUCCCCCUUUUUUAUUUUAUUUUACACACACACUUCGGGCCCCUCCUUGUGGCUUUUCGCUUUAGGGGUUUGCUCCCCUUUAUUUUAAUUUAACUUUACACACACACUUCGGGCCUUCCCUGGUGGCUUUGGGGGUCUGCCCCCCUUUUUAUUUUAUUUUACAUACACACACUAAGGGCCUUCCCUGGUGGCUUUUCUCUCUGGGGGUUCGUUCCCCUUUUUUAUUUUAUUUUACACACACACUUCGGGCCUCUCCUUGUGGCUUUUCUCUCUGGGGGUUUGCUCCCCCUUUAUAAUUUUAUUUUACACACACACACUUCGGGCCUCUCCUGGUGGCUUUUUGCUCUGGGGGUUUGCUCCCCUUUUUAUUUUAUUUUACACACACACGCUUCGGGACUUUCCUGGUGGCUUUUGGCUUUAGGGGUUUGCCCCCCUUUUUUAUUUUAUUUUACACACACACUUGGGGCCUCCCUUGGUGGCUUCGGGGGCUUGCCCCCCUUUCAAUUUAUUUCACACACACACUUCGGUCCUUUCCUUGUGGCUUUUAGCUUUGGGGGUUUACCCCCCCCCCCUCCUUUUUAUUUUAUUUUACACACUUCGGACCUCUCCUUGUGGCUUUUGGCUUUGGGGGUUUUACCCUCUUUUUCUUUUAUUUUACACACACACACUUGGGUCCUUCCCUUGUGGCUUUUGGCUUUGGGGAUUUGCUCCCCCCUUUUAAAUUUUAUUUUACACACACACACCACACACUUCGGGAUUUGUGGCCUUUUGCUUUAGGGGUUUGCUCCCCCUUUUUAAAUAUUAUUUUACACGCACACCGGGCCUUUCCUCGUGGCUUUUGGCUUUGCUCCCCCUUUUUUUAAAUUUUAUUUUACACACACACACACACACACGGCCCUUUCCUCGUGGCUUUUGGCUUUGGGGGUUUGCUCUCCUUUUUUAAUUUAAUUUUUUAGUCGAUGCCACCGAACGAGCCGUCGCCUCGGACGCUCGAGGCCCUGCUGGGGGCUGCAGGGGACCCCUCCUCUCCCCUUCCUCCUCCUCCUCCUCUUCGCCACCCGACCCCCCUUGUCGACCAUGAAGAAGUUUAAUUUCCGCAAAGUUUUGGACGGGCUGACCGCCUCGUCCCCCGGGGGAGGGGGCGGGCCUGGAGGGGCAUCCGUGCAUUCCCCCGGCCCCGCGGGAACCCCCCGGGAGGAGGUCCAGGAGACCCUCACUUCGGACUCUUUCCAAAUCUGCAAGACGGUCCGUCACGGUUUCCCAUAUCAGCCUACAGCUUUGGCUUUUGACCCAGUUCAGAAAAUCUUGGCUAUCGGGACGAGAACAGGCGCUAUCAGAAUCUUGGGCAGACCUGGGGUUGACUGCCACUGCCAACACGAGAAUGAGGCUGCCGUCCUCCAGCUCCAGUUCUUAAUCAAUGAGGGCGCUUUGGUCAGCGCGAGUGCCGAUGAUACGCUUCAUUUGUGGAACCUAAGACAGAAACGGCCGGCUAUUCUCCAUUCUCUGAAAUUUAACCGAGAGCGAAUUACCUACUGCCAUCUGCCUUUCCAAAGUAAAUGGCUCUAUGUCGGAACAGAAAGGGGAAAUACACACAUUGUAAAUAUUGAGUCUUUUGUUCUUUCUGGAUAUGUAAUCAUGUGGAACAAGGCAAUCGAACUAUCCACAAAGACUCACCCGGGCCCAGUUGUCCAUCUCAGCGACAGUCCAAGAGAUGAAGGAAAACUGCUAAUAGGUUAUGAAAAUGGGACAGUGGUACUGUGGGACUUGAAGUCCAAGAGAGCAGACCUGAGGGUUUACUAUGACGAGGCGAUCCAUUCCGUAGCCUGGCACCAUGAGGGCAAACAGUUCAUGUGCAGCCAUUCAGAUGGCAGCUUGACUCUGUGGAACCUGAAGAGCCCAAGCAGACCGUUUCAGACCACAAUUCCACAUGGGAAAAAUCAAAGAGAUGGAAGAAAACCUGAAUCCUGUAAACCGAUUCUGAAAGUCGAGUACAAGACCUGUAAAAACAGCGAGCCAUUCAUCAUUUUUUCUGGCGGACUCUCCUAUGACAAAGCCUGCAGGAGACCGAGUUUGACCAUCAUGCAUGGGAAAGCGAUUACGGUGCUGGAAAUGGAUCACCCUAUCGUUGAGUUUCUGACACUGUGUGAAACGCCCUACCCUAACGAAUUUCAAGAACCCUACGCUGUAGUUGUGCUUCUGGAGAAAGAUCUAAUUGUAGUGGACCUGACGCAAAGCAACUUUCCGAUCUUUGAAAAUCCUUAUCCCAUGGACAUUCACGAGUCCCCCGUCACCUGCACAGAGUAUUUUGCUGACUGUCCUCCAGACCUGAUUCCGGUGCUCUAUUCCAUAGGAGCCAAACACAAAAAGCAAGGCUACAGCAAUAAGGAGUGGCCAGUGAGCGGAGGGACCUGGAACCUUGGGACCCAAACAUACCCAGAAAUUAUUAUCACGGGGCACGCGGAUGGAUCGAUAAAGUUUUGGGAUGCUUCUGCAAUAACUCUACAGAUGCUGUACAAGUUGAAGACCUCAAAAGUCUUUGAAAAGCCCAAGUCGGGAGAAGGAAAGCCAGCGUGCGACAUUGUAGAAGAGGAUCCUUUCGCCAUUCAGAUGAUCUCUUGGUGUCCAGAGAGCAGAAUAUUCUGUGUGGCUGGGGUCUCUGCCUAUGUAAUUCUUUACCGGUUCAGCAGACUUGAAACAACAACCGAAAUCGCUUCAUUAGAAGUACGACUUCAGUAUGAAGUUGAAGAGAUCAUUACUCCUGAACCAGAAACAAUUCCUCCGUUUCCAGAUCCCCCUUCCCAGCUACCUUCUUUAAAGAGUCUUUCGGGGAGCAGCACCGUCACAGCGACAAGCGAAGGGGUGACGAAGGACAGCCUCCCAUGCCUCAACGUGAAGGGUCGCCCUGUGAGGAUGCCUCCUGGGUACCAAGCAGACCUCGUGGUUCAGCUGGUGUGGGUGGACGGAGAACCUCCGCAGCAAAUCACAAGCCUUGCCGUCAGCUCUGCCUACGGACUCGUCGCGUUUGGCAACUGCAACGGGCUGGCCAUUGUGGACUUCCUGCAGAAGACCGUGUUGCUGAGCAUGGGGACGGUUGACUUAUACGGUUCGAGCGAUCCCUACCCACGACAACCUCGUUCUCCGCGCAGAAGCAGGCAGUUCAUCGCAGACAACUUUUGCAUGCGUGGCCUGUCUAACUUUUAUCCAGAUUUAACGAAACGGAUCCGUACUUCCUAUCAGAGUCUCACUGAACUCAGUGACAGCCCAGUUUCCUUGGAACUGGAUCGCUGCAAGUCCCCCACUUCAGGCCUGGUUGCCCGAACUCCCGAGACAGCGCCGGGCUUUGCCCGGAAUGAGAUACCAGCCGGGAGGCAGAGAAAUCAAAGCCACCACUUGCCAGAUCACGUCAAUGGGCACUGCACGAGCCCCACUUCCCAGAGCUGCGCCCCCGGGAAGCGCCUUGCCGGCGCCGAGGCAACCAAGGCCAAUCGCCGGGGACCCGGGAAGCCGCCCUUCCGCAAGGCCCAGUCGGCGGCCUGCAUGGACAUCUCCCUCCCGGUCACGGCAGAAGGUCACAUUUCCAGACGGGCAAUGCUUCAGCAAUUACACGGAGCCAGUACAUUUUCACACGAUGAGCUCCACUUUGCCGCUUACACCUGGAGGGAAAAAGAAAACCGGGAAAACUCCUCCAACCGCUCCCGGAGCUCCAGCGUGUCCAGCAUCGACAAGGAGUCCAAGGAAGCCGUCACGGCCCUGUUCUUCACCGAGUCCUUCGCCCGGAAACAGGAUCAGGCCCCCUCACCCUGCCUGUGGGUCGGGACGGGCUUGGGGGUGGUGACGCUCAUCUCCCUGACCCUGCCCGCACCCGACGAGCCGAGGGGGGCCGACCCCGUCGCCGUCUCCCCAAGUGGUACGGUUCUGGCCCUGAAGGGCGCGGUGCUGGCGUUCUCCUGCCUGGACGGCACGGGGGCAUUCCUUCACCCCCCAUACGAAGUCUGGAGGGACCCCAACAGCCUGGACGAGCACGACCGAGCCAGGAAACGGAAACUGGUCUCGUCCUCGCCCCCUUCUUCCCAGGAUGCGGGCGAGCCCCAGUACGCCGUGAUCUGCUCGGAGAAGCAAGCCAAGGUCUUCUCGCUGCCCUCCCAGGCGUGUCUGUACGUCCACAACAUCACCGAGACCUCCUUCCUCCUGCGGGCUGACGUGGUGACCUUGGGCAGCAGCCCCUGCCUGGCCUGCUUCUGUGCCAACGGGCAUAUCAUGACUCUGAGUCUCCCCAGCCUCCGUCCCCUGCUGGAUGUCAACUACCUGCCGCUGACCGACAUGAGGAUAGCGCGGACCUUCUGUUUCACCAACGAGGGUCAGGCCUUGUACCUCGGCUCGCCGACGGAAAUCCAGCGCCUGACCUACAGCCAGGCGAUGUGUGACGGCCUGCAGGAUGUGCUCGGAGACUUGUUCGUGCCGGUGGAGACUCCGGAAGCCCAGAACAGAGGUUUCCUUAAGGGGCUGUUUGGUGGAAGCGGGCAGACACUUGACCGGGAAGAACUUUUUGGAGAGGCUUCAGCGGGAAAGGCAUCCAAGAGCCUGGCCCAGCACAUUCCCGGCUCAGGCGGGAUGGAGGGCAUGAAAGGGGCCGCGGGCGGGGUGAUCGGGGAGCUGGCCCGGGCCCGCAUCGCGCUGGACGAGCGCGGCCAGAGGCUGAGUGAGCUGGACGAGAAGACGGCUGGCAUGAUGACCAGCGCCGAGGCCUUUUCCAAGCACGCCCACGAGCUGAUGCUGAAAUACAAGGACAAGAAAUGGUAUCAGUUUUAGGCUGACGGCCGGGGCCAGGGCAGCGCCCCCUCCCUCCGCGCCCGUCUCGGACCACCCCCUGCCGCUGACCACGCCCUGGCAUUUACACGAGACUUGCCCUAGCAAAGGCCGGACCCUGGAUCUAGCUUUUCCCCCCUGCGUGGCUCGGGAGGAGCUCCCUGAGCCGAGAACUCUGGCUGCUGGGGUCUGGCCGCUUCUGGAUCACGGGCACCUCACCCUCAGGCGCGACUGCACUUUCAGAAAUUCAUUGCAUGGUAAAUUGACAACCUGAAGAAGAAAAAAAAAAGCAUGCUGUGACGGAAGAAAAAGGACGAAUUUCUCCGGUCAAAGUCAGCCAAGCUUCCUUAUUUUCCAGAGCCGCAUUCGAGACAACGCUGUGUUUCAGGUACGGCUACCAUCCCCACGGGACAAAAACGGCGUUGGAAGUUGGCCCUCCUCUGUCACCUCUGCUCUGAGCCCCGCAGCUUUCCCGUCCCCUGCGCCCUCCCAACCCCACUAGAGUCUGGUAGCCUCCUUUUGGGACGGAGGCUUGGGGCCUUCCUUAAUUUGCGAGGGACUCCCCGCUCUGGGAAGGAGCAUGGCGUUGGUUCUGUCCUCGGCGCCUAAUGCAUCUUAAGCAGGCCCUUUCCCCGGCCGGGCCAGGAAUGGGGUGACGCAGGAGAGACCACCCUGUGGCUGCUGAAGCCCCCUCCACCUGUACCUCCUGCGCUUCCCCCCGAGGGAGCCGCUGUCCCCCUUGCCCCUCCACCCCCAUAUUUCUCCCAGGGCUGCUGCACCCCGGCUGCGUCCCACUAUGGCCUGGUGGGGCUAAAGUACGGUUCUUACUGUCUCCCCGGCGCUGCCCCAGGCAGUCCUGGGUUAAUUGGGGGGCGUGCCUGGCUGCCGGACUGCACGACGGCCUCACUCGGAAACCUGGGUGCCCCAGCAGGGACGGAUGAGUUUCAGAAACCGCAUGCUUAUCACCUUCGCUGCUCCGUCGGGACAGGAAGCUCUCGCUUGAACUGGGAACCCUGUCUUUCCUCAAGGCCGGUUGCCUUUGCUCCCGCUCCAGGGCGGCCGGGUCAGCUGUGGGUACUUCUGGAGGUUCAGUCCGUCGCUUCACUUGGACUUGACCCAAAUCAGGUGGUUUCAACCAUGAGAGGCCGGAACUUACAAAGCUCGUGUCAUUUGUCCAUCCAAGUGUUGCCCCCGGGGGAGGCCACAGCGGGUACCCUGACUCCAACGUGAGAGCCCCGCAUCUGGCCCCGGCCUGAUCCCACUGCCAAGCCGGUCAACCCUUGGGGAACCCGCCACGCAAGGUGGCCUUGUCCCAUUGGGCCAGCUGGGGCGGCCGGGGAGUGGAAAGGUAUCAUUUUCUACCAGUGGGAAAGAAGGGGUGCCAUUAGGCUGCCUGGCAGAGGCUCCGGGGAACGAGCGGGACCUCCCCAAAGGCACAAACCUUGUCAGCCUAGCCAGCCGUGGGGAGCGGGUGCUUGACUGACUGCAGGGAAACACUGACCCUCGUUCCUGGAGGAACAAGCACAUCUGCUCCUGGUGAAAAAAGCUCUGCAGUCAGCCGCUUGUCAGUAAAUGCCAUGAUUCCCCCUCCAACACCGAUAUAACACCUCUCAGCCCAGUCACAGUGUGCCGCCCACACUGACCACUUCAAACCACCUCUUCAUAAGUCCCCCCGCCACGCUGAUCCACAAUGGACUAUGCAAUAUUUCAUCAGGGAAAUAGUCUGUGAUUUGGAUUCGUUUUCCCCAAAAUGCUACACUGAGAAGAAACUGACUCUCCCGGGGUGGUAGCAGUGGGGCUGUCGCUUCAGUUGACCUACAGAAGUGGCAGAGGGCAGAGAAUAUACUGGCUUAGCCAGUCGCCACAUGCUUAACAAAACUCCCCAGCCCCGGUCACGCACCACAGGUAUUUCUCGCCCCGGAGCGAGCCGUGGGCAAGCCCCAAUCAAAGCAAUAAUGAGCCGGGCAGUAUGCAGAGCUGACCAGGACGAUGUAACUUCUUGUUAGAAAUGGAGUUCCCUGGAGCCACUGAUGCUACAGACUCCAUCUUUCCUCUCCCCCAACCGUCUGCGCUAAGUGUAAGAUGCCACGAGUCUUGGUUUCCCUGAGGGAACCAGAAGGUUUCACCAGGUGCAGUUGGAAAGGUCCAGACCGUUGCCUCCCCCGUGCCCUCGCCCUUCCCUUCGGCCCUGAGGGGAGGAGGGCCCCAGCAGUUACCUGGGCAGAACGCAGUAGGGUGAUCCACGGGGACGCUGGGGAGGCAGCGCUGUGGGGGAAGGACUUUGCGUUCCUGGCAGGUCGAUCCCGGGCCGUUCCGCUUCCCGCUGAAGCCUAGAGGGGACAUUAGAUAGAAACGAACAGACAAGUCGCCCUGCUGGGCUCGGGUGGUCGACCCCCGAGAUCCAAACUGGGAGUUAAUUAGGGUAGGCUCCUCAGGACCAGAGGCCUUCCGGAAGCCAAAACCUCCCAGUCAGCUGGACCUCCUAUUUACUCCAACACCCUUGGAACUCUUCCUGGGGACCAUAGGGACAGGUUUCCUGGCCUGCUUUCAAUCAAAUCUCUAUAGUUCUCCCCCCCCUCCCACCCUCAAUCCCAGGUUAAGUCAACUAAUAAGCCCAUUCAUCGGCUAUUUAUUGGGCAGUUGCUGGGCCCAGACCCCUGCUGUCCUGGGCAUUUGGACAAGUACAGUGAAAGCAACAGACCCCCGGUCCCCGCCCUUCAGGAGCUUACCCUUUGGGAAGCCUUCCCAGCAUCGCUCCUGAGGUCAUUCUGGGUAAAAAACGAGCAACGUGGUUACUAACAAACUUCCAGCUAAUCUCCCACAAACGCACUGUUGACUCUGUCCCCGUACUCCCCACCCAGCGGCCCUCUUGUCUUUUCCCACCAAUGGGCUCAUGGUUUUUAGGACACAGACAGGGCAAAUCUUUCCGGGAAUUUUCCCCAAUCCCACAAACCAGAGGCUGGUUUGGCAGAUUUGUAAAUUGAAAUCCAAGCCCGCUUCCCUUUCUGCCCUGUUGCUGGGCCCUGCUCCCUGGCCCCGAGAGGGUCCUAAGGGCAAGCACCCCCCACUCCCCGUCCACAGCUGUCUGUCUUGGGCUUAGAGCUUGCCAGUGGUCACUUCCCUUGAGUUUUCCCAGGCCCUCCGGAGUGCUACCACUGCUGUAAAGGGGGAUAAGCCACCUUAAACCAAAUCCCAUCAGGCUUUCAGACCUCGGCAUGCCCACCCCGACUCCACCCCGAAAGUGCACUAAUUAGGCCAGGAGUCUGGUGGGGCUUGGGGCUGACCAGGACCCCGGACUCUGGGAGGAGAAUUCCAGUACUGGCAGACCCAACUCCGUUUGGCCAGAUUAGGGCAUGGGUAUUCCCCCGGGGGCACGGCUAACAACCUCUCCGCGCCAAGGGUGGCAGAGCAGUGCCACAAAGACUGAACCGCAGCCCGGAUGACGGCUGCUGCCCAGCCCUUGGCCCCAAGGGCAGCAGACAGCUGAGGAGGGAAGGGGUGAUGCCAAGCCCUUGGGCUUGAGGAUGCCAGGGGACGCUGACCACCGUGUGAAGGGUCAGGAGUCCCCCCUGGCCAGCCCGGUCCCACCCCAAGGGCCCGGCUGGCAGCGGAGGGAUCGAGGAAGAGGACUCCCAGUGCUCUGUCCUGGCUGCCCCCAGUCACGAGAGUGCCCCCCGCGAAGCCUGGCCGGCAACACACAACCCAAACCGACAACGCCAACAACCCAAGGUUACUCCAUGUUUCUCUCUAGAACGAUAAGGGCGCCGACCGGGUGGCAUCGCUGAUGUAUCUUCAGACUUCUUUCAGAAAAUGACAAACUCCUAUUUUUCUGUUGCAUUCAGCACCUGCGGUUAUAAUGAUCAAAUUUCUCGUAGUCUGUAGAAAGAACAAGAAAACUGUAUAUGUUUGUAUAUAGGAUGUUCUAUAUCUAUAAAUAUAUGUAAUGUAUAUGUUGUAUAAGUUUGGUAGUGUGCAACAUUAAUGCUUUCUAUCAAGGUUUACCAUGUAUGUGGAAACAACCCUGAAAAAAUAUUUAUACAUAGGAAGA